Heterobasidion irregulare TC 32-1 is the source of this 1866-nucleotide messenger RNA. RefSeq lists its product as uncharacterized. Gene Ontology annotation, cellular component: Golgi apparatus. Bases 1 to 1866 code for a protein of 621 amino acids. The transcript is spliced from 8 exons. The record is from RefSeq and is a predicted model, not a curated record. NCBI's taxonomy places the organism in Eukaryota, Fungi, Basidiomycota, Agaricomycetes, Russulales, Bondarzewiaceae.
AUGAAAGGCUCAAAUAGCUCAAUCGAGGUAGAUGUUGAUGCCAUGCGGGAGCGUUUGAAAUCCGUUGAACAGCGUUUCUCUGAUGUCUCUACGUCUUUCAAAAGACUUCAGGCUGAGAAACUUGCAGCCGACAAAGUACUUCAGGAGCUCACGCCGGUACAGACCCUACGAGAUGUAGAUGGCCUUCGAGAUUAUCUGCAAAACUUCACUCUUAAGGUGGAAAUAUCUCAAGACGAAAUAAGGCGUCUUAACGGGAAGCUUACGCGCCAAGAAGAGCGAAUCGAAGAGCUGCGCGACACUCAUCGCCUGGAAUCCCAAUCUCAAGUCGAUCUCGUUGACACUCUUCGAAAACAAUUGGAGGAGGCUGGAUCGCUCAUUAAUGCCGUCCGAGCUUCCUCCGCGCUGACGGAGGCCGACGCUGCGAAGCAAAAGAUGGAAAUCGAAAAGCUUCAGGCCGAGCUUAGCAAGGCCAAAGCGUCUGCUAAGGAUGAGGAGGAAAAACGGACGAAGGCUAUCAGUCUGUUGAAGACGGUGAGACAAAAGCUGGUCAAGUCGGAAAAGGAGCGAGACGACGCCGUAAAGGAGUUGAAUAUGGUGAAGGAGCAAGAGAGAGGCGAGCGGGAAAAGGAUCAUGCCGAGCGCCUUCGAUUACAAGGCGAAGUAGACAAGGCGAAGGCAGAUAAGGAAACGAUGGUGAUAAACCUUCGAGCACAGUUCGAGAGGGAGACGGCCGCACUCAAGGAGAAGAACGAGAGGGAGCUAUUGGCGAUGAAGGGUCAACUCGAACUAGAGGCUAUCACAGUAAAGGCUUCCCAUGACCAGAUCGUCGUUGCCAAGAACGCCCGUAUCGCUGGUCUCGAAAAAUCGGUUCAAAGCUUAUCAUCAGAAAAGAAUACCCUAUUUGACCAGCUGCAGCUUCGUCAAGCCGAAUUAGAGUCGUCGCAAUCUCAUCUCGAGGUCCUGCAGAGCCAGAACACGGAGUUGCAGUAUCAACUUCGGGAGAGUAGCGACCGAAUCUCGCUACUGACUGAGGAACUCAUCGACUCGCGACGGGAACAAGAAUCCAGAGCCCGCGGAGUAUCGUCGUCUGCAGAAGACGUUGCACGACUUCUCUAUUCCACGGAGGCCAAGUAUGAAGCUAAAUUGUCCGACCUGAGGCGCAAGCUAGCCACUGUCGAGGCAGAACGGAACGAGAUCGAGUCAGAGUUAGGUCAAAAGCUAGAGGGAAAGACCAGGGAGGCGGAGAAAAUCAAGAACAGUAUUGACGACUCUGUGAAGAGUCAGCAGAAUCUGGAAGAGGUCAUUGGCGAGUUGCAGGCGGAGAUUGAGAGAUUGAAGGAGGAGACAAGGACGUAUAGGACGCAGAUUUCGCAGUUACAAGCUGACGCUGAUCAAGUGGCACACAUCGAAUCUGUCGCGAAGCAACAGCAUUCCGAGUUGAGCGAGAAGGUCGCUGCUCUGGAAAGGCAGAUCGAAGAAACUAGGGCGAAGGAAUCGCAGGCGCGAGCUCACAACAAGACUCUUAGAGACGAACUUCGUAAAGUACAGUCGUCAGCAGCAUUGUUGGAACGCCAAAGAAAUCCUGGUGUCGGAUACUGGGGUUCAACUCGGUCAGAAAGCGUUGCAGAGAACCAGCGGCCUGGCUCUCCUGCCUUGUCUGGGGUGCCGUCGCGCGUCAGUUCACCGCAACCUGCCAUGCCGCCAGCAUCCCCUUCCAAUGACGAGGAGGUUAAUCUUGAAUAUCUCAGGAACGUCAUACUGCAGUUCCUCGAGCAUAAAGAGAUGAGACCUAAUCUCAUUCGUGUGCUCUCUAUCAUUCUCCACUUUACCCCUCAAGAAACCCGUAGACUGAUUGCAAAGGUUUGA